AUGGAUAAUUUAAACUCGUGUAGUUGUCAAUCCGCAGAAGAAGAAGAUAUGGCUAAUUGUCUAAUGAUGCUAUCUAACUCAACUGCUGAUGAUCAGUCUAGCGAAUCUGCAACUAGUAAAGAAGAACAGGAGAUCAGAAGAGUAAAGUUCAAGUCUUCUCUUAACAGCUCAGCACCCAUUUUAGAGAAGAAGAAGAAGUUUAGUGAUUGGAUCAGCAAAGGAAUGUUUGAGUGCAAAGCUUGCAAGAAAACGUUUAGUUCCCAUCAAGCUCUGGGCGGACAUAGGGCGAGUCACAAGAAGGUCAAAGGGUGUUUCGCUGCUAGGGUUCAUCAAGUUGAUAGGUUAGCUGAUCAGGAACGUCAUGAUGUGAUGCGGAGUUUUGAUCAGGGGACGAGUAGUAAUAUUACUACUGCUACUAUUACUAUUACAUCAUCUACAUUGAAUAAAAAGAAGUCAAAAAUGUCACUGGAUCAUGUCGAAUUCACUGGAAAUUCAUACAUGUCUAAGUUGUAUCCAUUUGAUCGACAUGAUGAGGUGGAUAAGAUGCAGCAGAGAGCAGCCAACUUGGUUGCAAACUCUGAGCCGCUGGAUCUCAAUUUUCCUGCUCUAGCUGAUCAAAAUCCUGUUUCACUCAGAAGGGAAGUAGCAGAGCAGUUAGUAAAUAAUAUUCCUUCACAUUUUGGAGUAUCAACACAACUGUUCUUACAGUCUGGGAUAGGAGUUGGUGAGAGGAAAAUGGAGAAUGAUAACAACAUUGAUGGUAAUAAUUACAGUGAUCUUAACAACUACAUUGAUGGUGAAGCAGAAAGUAGGGUGAAGUUAGGGAUGCUAAGUGAAGCAAAGGACGUGAGUAGUGGUAGUUCAUCUUCAUGGUUACAAGUGGGGAUUGGUUCACCUACUGAUAUGGUUGUCGAAUUUUUAAGUCAUUUACAUUGA
Messenger RNA from Carica papaya (papaya), 936 nucleotides. The record is from RefSeq and is a predicted model, not a curated record. NCBI's taxonomy places the organism in Eukaryota, Viridiplantae, Streptophyta, Magnoliopsida, Brassicales, Caricaceae.